UUUAUUUCACGCAUGCGCACAUACUUCCAAUUCUAUAUUUCUAUGUACUAAAAUCUAUAUGAUUUGAAAUGCAGUUAUAGAUACAUGUAAAUACAUGGGACUUGGUUAUACUAAUAUAGUUCUUUUUUAUUUUUAUCAAUAAAACUUAGAAAGAAUUAAAAACAUUCAACAUUAUCGUACAUAAGUUAACGAUCUAGGGAUAGUAGAUCUGCGGUCGCUGUGGUUUUGUUUAUCACAUUACUAUUUCGACAAACACACCGUGGAAAGAAAUUAAGCAGAAAAUAUUUCAACAAGAACGAUGUCAUUGAAGGUUAUAAAACGAUUCAAUACGAUGAAUGCCGGAGGUAACGUUAUACCUAAAUUUCGUGAUACUUUUCAAAUAGCACAAAAAGAUUUAUUAAGAUGGUUCCCUGGACAUAUGGGCAAGGGCUUGAGAAAAAUGCAACAAUCGUUGAAAAGUGUAGAUUGUGUAAUAGAAGUUCAUGAUGCAAGAGUUCCAAUUUCUGGACAUUAUGCUGAUUUUAGUAAAACUUUAACUGGACUUAAGCCUCAUAUUUUUGUAUUGAAUAAAAUGGACUUAACAGAUAUGAGGCUUAAAGACUCUGUAAUAGCAACAUUAGAAGAAAAAGGAAUGUCUAAUAUAUUAUUUACUAAUUUUAAAAAGGAACGUUGCAAAAGUACUAAAGAACUGCUCCCUUUAGCACAAACAUUAAUUAAACAAUCAAAUCGUCAUAAUAGAGCACAAGAGAGUUCUUUUGCAAUAAUGAUUAUUGGUAUUCCAAAUGUUGGAAAAUCUUCACUUAUUAAUCGAUUACGAAAUAACAAUCUUCGUAAACCUAAAGCAGCACAAGAAGGUGGCAUUGCCGGUAUUACACGUGCUGUGUCAACACGUAUAAAAGUAUUUGAAAAUCCAGACAUUUUUGUAUUAGAUACACCUGGAAUUUUAACUCCUAAAGUAAUUGAUGUGGAUGCUGGUCUUAAGUUAGCAUUAGUUGGUUGUAUGGUAGAUCAUUUAGUAGGACCAGAAGUACUUGCAGAUUACCUGUUAUUUUGGUUUAAUAAAAAUAAACGAUUUGAAUAUGUACAGGAGAUAGGCUUGCCAGAACCAUGUGAUGAUAUAAACUAUCUUCUUACAUUUAUCGCAGCAAAGUUGAAUAAAACUGAAAAAAUGAAGAAUUACGAUGGGAGAAUUAUUAUGAAACCAAAUUUGAGGUUCGCGGCAGAACAGUUUGUUUAUGCAUUUCGAAAAGGAGAAUUUGGUUGCUAUUGUUUGGAUGAAGAUUUAUUACAGAAACCAAUAAAACAAUUUUCAAAAGGAAAAGAUUUUGUAUAAACAUGAAAGAAUCUACAUUCUACAUUUGUUAUUAUAAAUUGAAUAUACUUUUACGUAUAUUUCAAAUAAUAUUAAAAAUUUAUAAACUGCAAUAUUUUAUUGCAAAUAUCCAUAUUAUACAUGUACAUAUAAAAUAGGGAAAUAUAUACGUAGUAUUGUAUAAUUACAUUCAUGUAAAAUACAUGACGUUUUAGUUAGUAAUAUAAAUAAAUAUAAGCUGAGUCACUUGUAGAGUGGUUGUUAUAUGGUACAAUUUUUUUAAUAAAAGUUGCAUGGUAUCAAGAAAGAUAUCCUCAUAGAAUGAAAUGAUAAAUGCUUAAUUUAAGAAGUGGGGUCUAGUCUAGGUUUAAAACUUUUCCAUUUAGUGGCUUCUUCAGGAAAAUAUAUAGAAUUUAAACACAUAACUCUGGGAAGGGUUUGGACAAUCUCUUUGGAUUUUAUAGAUAAAGUAGACAAGGCAGUGUAACGUGAAUAGUAAGAGAAAAAUGAUUAAGUGCACAACGUUCACAAAAUGACUUAGUGAGCGGUGGGCGGAACAUCGUCUCAAUCCGAUGGACGAAGUUCGUCUCAAACUAAUGGGUAUUACUGUACUUAUAAUAACGACUUUCCUAUUUAUACUAGCAUCAAGAAUUCAUCUUAAAAAUGUCUCACUUUUUAUGAUAACACCCUGUAUAAGACCGUAUCUCUGUUGGAAUAUUAAUUAGAAUUGUUUAGACUUGUAUAUAAGACUGCAGGUGUGACGUGGCACACUAGUAUGCUGCGACGAGUAUGUGGGUAUGUUACAAAAAAAAUAGUAAUAAAGAAAUCAAACCAUCUUCUGUGGAAAACAAUUUUCAUCACUUGGAAACAAUACAGAGAAUACUUUUAUGUCAUUUGCCUAAUUAUGGGAGCAAACAUUUUCAUCAAUG
Messenger RNA from Hylaeus volcanicus, 2241 nucleotides. It is a transcript of the gene PTPMT1, whose product is annotated as phosphatidylglycerophosphatase and protein-tyrosine phosphatase 1. Gene Ontology annotation, molecular function: GTP binding; GTPase activity; phosphatidylinositol-4,5-bisphosphate 5-phosphatase activity. Gene Ontology annotation, cellular component: mitochondrion. The record is from RefSeq and is a predicted model, not a curated record. The transcript is spliced from 2 exons. NCBI's taxonomy places the organism in Eukaryota, Metazoa, Arthropoda, Insecta, Hymenoptera, Colletidae. The coding region runs from base 299 to 1333 and encodes 344 amino acids. Gene Ontology annotation, biological process: protein dephosphorylation.